CUGUCCAGUCAAAGGCUACUAAAGAAGGAAACACAAACGUCUGUGAAAAUCGUUGACCCACUCAGCUGCUCCACUCUCCAUGAUCAUUCAUUGAUUCAUUCACUCUUCUUUCCAAGAUUCUUCGUCCUUAAUUACGAAGUAUUAAAAGAAGUCACUGUUCUAUACGCAAAACCCAACCUGCUCUGUUUUCCACAGUCAACUCCAUCCAGAUCUCAACGCCCGAUUCUCUCCCCACAAUCCAAAGACUCCAAAUCCCUUUCUGGGUUUUACUCUUCUCCCCCAAAUCUCAAAUGGGUCGCAAGCCAAAUGACUCAGAGUCCUCCAGCAACACCUCUCUGAUCCUCCUCUUGGUGGUUCUGAGUUCCUGUGCUAUGGUCUACUUAUUCCUCUCUGUGUUUCUCACACCAAGUAGGGAGUACUACUCUAUUCAUGUUGAGCCUUUGGAAUUGCUUGAAGAGGAUGCUGUUGCAGGGGAAGAGAAUGGAGCUUGUUGUAGAGGGAUUGAGAAUAUGGAGCUUUGGGGUAAUGCUGUGAAGUGGGGUUCGGACUUCAAGUUCAAUUCCUCUGAGGAGUGUUGCAAGGCUUGUAAGGCUAUGUGUAGUGGCAAUGAUGGGCCGUGUUUGUGUGAUUCCUGGGUUUUUUGUGGAAAUCGGGAGGCUUGCGGAUCGAAAUUCGGAGAGUGUUGGCUGAAGAAACAAAAGGACACCUUGGCCCCACAACGGCAAGAUUUGGGGCAGAAAGUUAGUUGGACUUCUGGGCUCAUCUUUGGAAAAGGAGAGGGCAUUGUGGGCUUCGAAACAGAAUAUGGCACUCUUCAUAUAAAACUUUUCCCUGACUGUGCCCCGCAUUCUGUGACCUACAUUCUUGAGCUGUUGACGUUGCGCCAUUGUGCAGGUUGCCAAUUUUAUCGGGCAGAGAGCCGGGGUCUCUCUUGGGAUUCAGAAGGAAACCACAUAAAAAAUGCGCCUUUAGGCCCUCCUUUUGCAUUGAUUCAAGGAAAACUGGAACCCCAAGGAAUUACAUUCAAUAAGAUCCCAACUGAAGUAUGCCCAAUUAUAAGAAGGGGUUCAGUUGCUUGGAUUGGUUCUGGCCCGGAGUUUUUCAUAAGCCUUGCAAACCACCAAGAGUGGAAAAAUGCAUACACAGUGUUUGGUUCAGUCCUUCCAGAAGACAUGGAAAUUGCCGAGAAAAUUGCUCAGCUCCCCACUACACCAGAUGUUUGGAACAAUAUCAACGUGACCGUCUUGAAGAAACCUGUUCCCUUUUCGAUUCAAAGAAUCAAGAAGAGCAAUGGAGAUCUCAACGGCAUGUAAACUCAGGUUAAAUUCAUAUGUAGAUGUUUGCGUGUAAAUGACAAUUUUUGUUGCAUUUUUUUUUUCACGGCUGCUUUCAGAUGUUACAAAUUCUAUUUGCAUAUCUUUGUAAGUUUGUGGUUGUAAUAAUACCAAUUUCUGGAGCUCUUUGUAUUGAUCUCGCUGGUGGGCGCUUAGUCAUAUGAGAGUUCUGUUCUUUGGUCUAUGUAACAAACUCCAUACAUUCAUAAAAAGAAAUACAAAUGAAGUACUAGUACUUGCACUGACUA
Molecule: messenger RNA, 1582 nt
Organism: Quercus robur (English oak)
Lineage: Eukaryota; Viridiplantae; Streptophyta; Magnoliopsida; Fagales; Fagaceae
Exons: 5
Coding region: 291-1313 (340 amino acids)
Biological process (GO): protein peptidyl-prolyl isomerization
Molecular function (GO): peptidyl-prolyl cis-trans isomerase activity
Source: RefSeq, a predicted model, not a curated record